Messenger RNA from Colletotrichum karsti, 1494 nucleotides. RefSeq lists its product as uncharacterized. The record is from RefSeq and is a predicted model, not a curated record. Lineage: Eukaryota; Fungi; Ascomycota; Sordariomycetes; Glomerellales; Glomerellaceae. The transcript has a single exon.
UUGUCCGGCAUCACAGCCAUCACCAAUGCCGCCAACGGCUUGGGUCUCGGCUGCUUCCAACCUUCCCACCGCUGCAUAGACAACGUAAUUCAUUCGUGGGCAGGUCCCCGGCUGCGGGACGCGUGCUACCGAAUCAUGGAGUCCAGGGGCCGAGAAAUCGAGCCCGGCGAGGCCAUCGUCACAGAGGGUUACUGUUUGCCCGCAGAGCACGUCGUGCACACGGUUGGACCGCAACUGCAACGCGGCUCGAGCCCGGCCGAGAAGCAGACCGAAGAGCUCGCCCAAUGCUAUCGCUCCGUGCUCGACGCCGUGGAAGCUUUGCCCGCGACGCCGGAUGGCAGGAAAAUCGUCGCCUUGUGCGGGAUCUCGACCGGAUUGUUCGCCUUCCCGGCGCGAGAUGCGGCAACCGUCGCGGUCAGGGCCGUCGCAGAUUGGCUCGAGCACCACCAAGAUGCGUCCAUCACCGAUAUCAUCUUCAACACCUUCACCGACGCGGAUCAUGCCAUCUACAAGGACAUCCUGGCCUCGUCUCCCCCGCAAACGCCAGGGAUCGGGCUGUCGCCAACUCCGCCGAUUGCAAAUCACCCGCACGCGCCGCCGUUGCCGCUGAUCCAGUGCGAUUCGCUGGAUCGCGCCAGGCAGUGGUUGAGGACGGCGGACGCCGUCAUUGUAAGCGCUGGUGCCGGGCUAUCAGCUUCCGACGGCCUGGAUUAUACUUCGGCAGGGCUGUUUGCCAAGCACUUUCCCGGUUUCCUCAAGUAUGGGCUGCGAACUCUGUACAGCGUCUUUGGCUUCACCGGCUGGCCAAACGAACAGGUUCGAUGGGGCUACUACUUCACGCAUCUUGGCAUGGUCAGCUCGUGGCCGGAGUCUCGAAUGUAUGGGGCGCUCAUAUCCUGGCUUGACAAGUUUGGGGACGACGCGCAUGUCAGAACCUCGAACGCGGAUGGGCUCUUCGUCGCAAAUGGUUUGUCGCCGCAAAAGCUGUCAACGCCGCAGGGCUCAUACUCUGUGUUCCAGUGCCUUGCGGACUGCAGGCCCGAUGCGACGGUGCUCUCAGAGCCACUCGUUGCCGCCGCGCAGUCGUCGUUGGAUCCGGAAUCUCAAAUCUUGACGGACCCGGGCAGGGUGCCCCUUUGCAGGUUCUGUGGCGGAAAGAUGAACAUAUGCGUGCGGGCGGGUCAUUGGUUCAACGAGGGGCCCUUCCAGGACGGAGAGACGAGAUGGAAGCAGUUUCGCAGGAAUGUCGUCCAUCGAGAGGACAAGACGACAGUCAUCCUGGAGCUUGGCGUCGGAAUGUCCACGCCGGGCGUCCUGAGGUGGCCAAACGAGGAUCUCACAAUGAGAUGCCGGGGAAGGGUGAAGCUCGUGAGGGUGGGCAUGGGACCUGAGACGGCUGUACCGUGGGAUCUGGAAGACGCCGGCCUGGCGACGAGUAUCGACGGUGACAUCUCAACUGCGCUGAGAGAGCUGCUCCGCGAAAGCGAAAGUUGA